This is a messenger RNA of Chlamydomonas reinhardtii, 3084 nucleotides long. RefSeq lists its product as uncharacterized. The record is from RefSeq and is a predicted model, not a curated record. The transcript has 23 exons. Bases 118 to 2259 code for a protein of 713 amino acids. Lineage: Eukaryota; Viridiplantae; Chlorophyta; Chlorophyceae; Chlamydomonadales; Chlamydomonadaceae.
CUCAAUUAACACUAGAAGCAGAAAGCCAUGACGGUUUCCGAUGUUGCGCUGUUCACGUCAGCACCGCACUAGGCCUCUUCACUGUGAAUGAAUACGGCCUGGUUGAGUUGCCUCAAAAUGCUCUCAACGCCUCGUUGGGGCGGAGUGAAGUCCGUGCAAGCAAUCGUGCUCUGCCUGCUUGCUGGAGAAGCAAGCUGGCGCAUAUCUGUUAAAGCCGAGCCGGCCUGGCGCGGGAAAGAAGCACUGCUUCAGUUCAACAGCUCGCUUCCAUGCGCUGCAUCUGGAAUGUGCUCUAUUGGCAGGACCAAACCGUGGACGGGCGACAUCUACCCGCUUCACGGCCUUCGGGAAUGUCUUGCUGCACGAGCAUUUCGGCAGGAAGUCAUUCUAGUCAGCGAAAACCGGCUGUCGGCAGGCUUCCAGCUAGUCUGGAACGCGCUCGAGAUUGGAUAUGACCACAUUGUGCUCAUGUCCACCAAGGAGAAGUGCCAGAAGGCGGGGCGGGUGUGGCCGCAAGUCUCGUGUAUCUGGUCAAGCCAGGAGUUCGCCAACUCGCCCAAGUACAUGUUGGACAGGCACUCGUUCCUCCCACGUGCGGCGCGCCUUGGCUACAAUGUCCUCUGCCUAGACAGUGACUCCAUGUUCCUGACUGACAUCUACGCCUACCUCAAGGCUCCGCCACUGCGGGACAUGGCGCUGAUGGCGCUGAGGGACCCGGCCAUUGGCUGGCUCAACUCAGCCAUUAUCUACGUGCAAAACGCGCGGCCAGACGGGCCAUCCGUCUACAUGCUGGCUGAGGUGAUCGACCGCCUGGAGCGGUGGGCUGAGUCUAGGGACGAGCUGAACCAGCGCGGUUGGCCAAGUGGGUGCUGGGAGCAGAUGGUCAUGAGUGAUGUGCUGAUGGGGGCGGUCAUUGGGCGGCCCAUGACGUACGGCUGUUGGAACCGCGACAACAACGUGACGUACCGGGACGCCUGGGAGGGCGCACACAAGCGCUAUUUCGGCUACAAUGACCCCGGCGGCAUCGCCAUCACGCAAUACCUCAAGGAGGCCCAUUGGCCCUGGCCGGAGCCACUUCGGGAUCGUGCGCCUGGCUUUGGCCGCGGUGAAGGCCUUUAUUGGUCACAAGUUAUCCAGAUCCCCAACACAAAUGGCGAGUGGCCGGCCGAGUUCGGCGGCAAUAUCUACGGCAAGACCGAGCGCGGCCCCAAGUCCAAGGAGUGGAUGGGGCUACUGAAGGCGGAUGGCUUCGCCAUCUGGGCUGAUCCCGAAGACCCGCUACAGGCGGCGGCAAACGCGGCGAACAAGGAGCUGUUUGCUUUCUACCCCGAAUGGAUCGGCGUUGCCUGGGACCAAGACGGCAUGAGCGGCUAUUGGAACCCAGCUCUAUACAAGCAGUACGGCAACGGCACCAAUGGCACUUCACCCUACGCCUUCGCGCACUUCUACCGCCUGUUCGGCGCGCCCAUGAACAAGCUCACCGUGCGGAUGGCAAUGAACGGUUGGAACUGGGAGCUGUCGCACCUGCUGCACCCGCGCGGCGGCGUGUUCUUCGCCAGCACCGAGCACGCGCCCAUACCCGACGUGCUGGUGUACUCGCCCGAGGUGGAGAACCGCGAGUGGAUGUCACACGAGGAGUGGGACAAAGCAACCAAGGCCUUGACGCGGCUUGCAAUGGAGAUGGGGCGCACCGUCGUGUACCCCGCGCCACGCUGCAACGUCACCUGGCUGGGCGGCGAGCGGAACAACCGCCUGCCGUUGGACUACCCCUUGCAGUACCGGUACCAAGUCAUCCCAUACGCGCCCAGGGGUUUCGAUGACAGCCGCUGCAUGCUGGGCGGCUACCUCAUGCAGGGCUGCAUGGCAGCGCGAUGGUACUUUGCUGGCGGCAUGUUCCCGCCCGAGUACGACCACCUUGUGGUGCACAUCCGGGACAAGGCCGCGGAGCACCCCGUGGCUACCGUGGCGGCGGAGCAGCUGGCGAGGAGCUGGGACUCGGAGGAGCUGGCAAAGACGCUCAUGGCGCAGCAUGGUGGCCCGGGUGCGGGACUGUUCCAUCCCAAGAUAGCUGAGAAGCUGGGAGCCGCGGCGGUGCCAGCAGUGCCGGCUACUGCGCAGAAGCCCAGGGUACUUAUAAUCCCUAGCGUGCUGCAGCUCACCGAUAAGGUUGGGCCGCGGGAGCAGCUGUACCGGGACCAUGAGCGGGAGGACUUUAAUGUCAUGAGCUGUCCUUGGAUCCAGAAUAAACCGUUCAUGUGAGAAUCAUGGGUGAUGCACUGGAGCCUGCACUUGCAGGUAAAAACCGAUGCUUUUGGACUCAGUCAAAAAGCCGGUUUGAGGACGCCAAUGGAGAAGGAGUACGGCCCACAAUGAACACGGCUUUAUAGCUGCCUUCGUUUCACCUCAGUCCUUUGUGUAGGCGCGGUUUCAUCUCGUGUUGGCAACAGGGGACGGUAGGGAGCCGCUGCCCAGGGCCAGGCUCUUCGUUGUCCCACCCAACCGCGCAACGAAGAGCAGCUGCACAGGGGGGGGGGUGGCCGCUGCAUGCGCCGCUUGCGAGCGAAAUGCGGCACGAGCCGCCCGCCCUGUCAGAAGGCUGGGGCGGGGCGGGGUCUCGGUCUUUCCCCCACCAUUCCGUUGGCGCCCGCCUCGGUGCAGCAUAAAGGGAUGGUCGUGCAGGGGAUUUCUCGAUUUGCUACGGUUGCGUUGAGGUGUUGCAAAGGAAUAGGGCUAGCAGUCACGAGGGUGUUGGUAGCGGUGCUUGGGUGUUUGUUGGCGGGAGGUUGCUUGGGUGUGGAGGGCGGCACUUGAGCCAGCGUGUGUAACAGUUUGGGUGGGGAAUUGGUGGAGACCUUAAAGCGUGAACGCGCGUGACUUGAGACUGCAGGCUAACAAGAGCAAGGAUGAGGGAGGGCCGGGCGAGCGGCCAUUGCGGCCUACAACAGGAUUUCAUGAGCUGGAGCGCUGGUGCUGAGUGGUUUCGCUGUGCGCGAUUGGCCCCGGUAGCAAUCAGCAAGCCUGAUUUGCUGAUCAGACCUAUUCAUCACACUGAAGCAGGGCUCCUAUCUUAAUGUCUCCAGACAU